ACCAGGAACUUUUCCGUCGAAAAUGAACGAUUCAAAUUAUUGUACAAUUGAACCGUUGUGUAAAGGAUGUUGCUGCUGCAAGGCACGAGAAGUUAGUGAAGCAGAAAAUGAGGCAAUACUAAAGAAACUUAAUGACAUUCUCAUAACCACUCGAAAUACUGACACGAGGGCAAAGCUUAUUGCAAACGCAACUAUACGUCCGCAACAAAACAUAGUUAGAAAAGCAUUGCCAGAUACGCCCAAGUCCGCCAAACCAAAGUUCAACAAGUUGGGAGCCAUUCCACCGCCUCGGCCGCCCAAGUCGGCUCAUACCUUGCAAACCUGUAAGAAGACCUUUUCUGUACCUGAAUGCAAAUUUUACGCGGAGCAAUUGCAGUGUGUGUUCAAUUUCCUUGAGGAAUAUGUGGUAGACGAAUACACUGAACAGAACGAGAAGCGUCAAUGCAUGGGAGCGCUAAAUAGCGUCAUUGAUGCACUGUCUGCUCAGUAGUGCUGCUGGACAUUCAGUUAUUUG
Ciona intestinalis (vase tunicate) is the source of this 514-nucleotide messenger RNA. RefSeq lists its product as uncharacterized. The record is from RefSeq and is a predicted model, not a curated record. NCBI's taxonomy places the organism in Eukaryota, Metazoa, Chordata, Ascidiacea, Phlebobranchia, Cionidae.